CAGUCAGUCAUUACAAAUGUAGCCUUAAAGUGAAACUCGCGCAUCUUAAUCUCUUCGCUUGUUGCGCGCCUGAUAAAAAUAAAAUUCUUUUAAUAACAUUUUAAAUUAAAAUAGACGCAAGUUUAAACUUAAAAAAAAACAAGGAAAAUUUAAAAAUAUUUUAAUGUGCCAUCACAAAUUUAAUUUCUUUAGAAAUUUCAAUAAGUCAUAAAAGAAGAGAAGAUAAUAAAGUCAUUACUGAUCACACUUGAUCAACACCGACUAAAAGCAUCUACAAAUUUCCAUAUUUUCAAUGGGGUGAAGUAAAUAAAUAAGUUUGAUUGACCAUCGAGUAUCCAUCAACACAAAAGAGGAAGAAAAACUAAGAAAAGGAUUUUUAACAAGCAAAGGCAUUGACGAAACAGACUCUUAGGAGUUAAGAAGCAGCCGAAUUAAUAACUUAAUCUGGAGACUUAAAAGAACAAAUCAAAUGAUUUUCUCAGUUCAUCACGACUUAAAUUAUUUGUUAGUUUUAGUUUGAAUUGAAAAGUCAACCAAAUAUUUUCACAAUGUUGCAAGCACUUGGAUCAAACACGAAGACGAACAUCUCGUAUGUGAUGUUUGGUGGCUGCUGCUUUUUAAUCGUUGGCGCUUUUUUUGUCGCACGAAUGGAAAGAAUUGAAUUUGACGAGACUUACGCAUAUUGCGCAACUGUUUAUUAUUCACCUAAGACGGGAUAUCGAGUUGAGUAUUGGGGACAAAGAAACGAUUUUGAAAGAAUUAGCACGGGAUGUGCUCGUGCAUGUUAUAAAGAUCAGAAGCAUUCGAAUGGAUUGGCCUUUAUUGAAAUUGAGACUCAAUCAGGAUACAACGAUCAUCAUCAAGCAUUCUGUGCGGGUAUUUUGGAAGGUUCACUAACAUGGAUGAACAUUUAUGCGCAAUGGACGAACACAAUUGAAUCAUUUUGUAGGAAAAGCAAUGAAAACCAAAAGUUCUGCAUUUGGCUGCGUGAUAUUGUGAAUACAAACUAUCAAAAUGUUUUGACAUUAGCAAAAGACAAUCACAAGACGGAUAAUUAUCAUCACCAAAUAUUUUUAUUUUAUCAACAACUGAUAGGCAUCGAAACUGGUUUCAAGAAAGGUGUUGAACGUGCAAGACGUGAAUUUGAAAUUCCAUUCGUUGAUUUCAUUCUCUUAAACUCACGUAUUGACAUUCAAGAUCUUAAAAUUUAUUACAAUGAAUUUGUUGCUAAUGACGAGAAAAAUGAAGUUGAGAUCAUGCCGAGAGUUGGUCAAAUGAUUUUGAAAGUUUUAUCAAACGACAUGGGCCAACCAAAGAUUCUUGUUGGUCACAGUGCAGAUGGUGAUUACAAUUCAAUGCUGAAGAUUGUUAAAACAUAUCGUUUUAAGUUUCAUCAAGGUCCUGAUGCUUCAAGUCGAUUAGUUGCCAACACUGACAUCACUUUUUCUAGCUACCCAGGGGCGAUCACGUCUUCUGAUGACUUCUAUCUUGCUUCUGGUAAACAUAGUCGAAUAAUUAUUUCUGGAGUCUCUUUGAAGCAUCAUGAAUCAUCACAACUUCUUCAUGGACUUGAUCUAGAGGGAACAGUUUUCUUAGCAGCUCGUGUUAUGGCAGCAAAUCGAUUAUCACAUAAUGGAAAGUUUUGGUCAAAAGUUAUGGCUCGUGAUCCUGACAUUGGUGCUAAACAGUGGCUUAUAAUUGACGAGAAGAGACUGAAAUUUCUCACCGAUAAUUCAUCAAAAGAUGAUGAUAAUGAAAUGCCGUCGACAAUUAACAAUAAUGAUAUUCCAUCUGAUCAGCCCUCAUCACCAACAUUGUCAUCUAACCGAAAUAUCAUUUGGUUAAUUGAUCAAACAUGGCAACGUCUUCAUGCUGAAGAUGUUACAAAAAUAUUCAUAAAUGAUUCGUUUGGAUGGAAACUCGACGGAACUCCUUUCUUCAAAGUUAUUCAAGAGCUUAAUGGACUCAUGGCAAAAGACAAUAAAUUUAAUUCUAAUUUGGAGAGUGUCGAUGAUGUUGCAAAAGUUCUGAAAGAAAAAGCUCAUCGUGGUGACUUAAAAGCUUUCGGAAACAUCGAUAUGAAAAUUUAUUCAUCUGCAAAUGAAGAACUUUUGGUACAAACCGGACCAUUAACAUCACAAGAUGUUCAACCUUUCAACUGGAACGCAAACAAUUUAAAUAAUUACCGUCAUGAUGAGCAUCCAAUUCUGUGGAAUUUUCCAUCCGUUCAAGUGCAAUUCUUAUGGAACUGAAAACAAUUUUUAAAAUAUUAAAUAAAAAAGUUUUAAAUUUUCUUUCGAUUUUCUUUGAAACAAAAA
This is a messenger RNA of Clunio marinus, 2318 nucleotides long. NCBI's taxonomy places the organism in Eukaryota, Metazoa, Arthropoda, Insecta, Diptera, Chironomidae. The record is from the annotation of a GenBank genome assembly.